GUCAGCGCCACUGCGGCUCGGCGGGCGCGUCACGUGGCUGGCGCGGCGCGGCCUCCCGGCUCCGGGCUUAGGCGAGGGGCCGGCCGGGAGGACGGACGGACCGAUCGACGCACCCUCGUUGACAUCGUGCGGCGCGGCGCGGCGCGGGCGGCCCGGGGACCGACGGGCAGGCGCACCGGGGCAUGGGCGCGCCGGAGGUCUCGGUGUGCAGGCAGGGCUGGGUGCGCCGGCCGGGGCUCGGGGACAGCGGCGGGCUCAGGUCUUCCCUGGCGACCGCUGCUGAGCCCCCGCGGGGCCCGUGACGCCGCGGCCGAUGUGGCCCAGCGCGUUGCGGGCCUGCACCGCCGCUGCACAAAGACGCCGCCGCAGCCGCCGCCCGCACCCCGGCCGCAGCCGCCGCGCCAGCCCUAGCCCCAGGCGGAGUCCCGGCCGCAGGGCAGCAGGCGUCCGCGCGCGGCCGGCCACGGCAUGGAGAAGCGCGCGGCCGCGGGGCCGGAGGGGGCGCCGGGCGCCAGGGCGCCGCUCGCAGUCGUCUGCCUGGUGAACCUCUUUCUCACUGGGAGACUCAGCAGUGCAGUUCCUGCCUUAGCUGCCUGCAGUGGGAAGUUGGAACAGCACACUGAACGGCGAGGGGUUAUCUACAGCCCAGCCUGGCCCCUCAACUACCCUCCAGGCACCAACUGCAGCUGGUACAUUCAAGGUGACCGUGGUGACAUGAUCACCAUCAGUUUCCGAAACUUUGAUGUAGAGGAGUCUCACCAGUGUUCCCUGGACUGGCUCCUGCUGGGCCCAGCAGCUCCCCCUCGCCAGGAGGCCUUCCGCCUCUGUGGUUCAGCCAUCCCACCAGCCUUCAUCUCUGCCCGUGACCACGUCUGGAUCUUCUUCCACUCAGACGCCUCCAGUUCCGGCCAGGCCCAGGGUUUUCGCCUCUCCUAUAUCCGAGGGAAGCUGGGUCAGGCAUCCUGCCAGACAGAUGAGUUCCGCUGUGACAACGGUAAAUGCUUGCCUGGUCCUUGGCAGUGCAACAUGGUGGAUGAGUGUGGAGAUGGCUCGGAUGAGGGUAACUGUUCGGCACCUGCCUCAGAGCCACCAGGCAGCCUGUGCCCCGGGGGCACCUUCCCGUGCAGCGGAGCUCGCUCCACACGCUGCCUGCCGGUAGAGCGGCGCUGCGACGGCACCCAGGACUGCGGUGAUGGCUCUGAUGAGGCUGGCUGCCCCGACCUAGCAUGUGGCCGGCGGCUAGGCAGUUUCUACGGUUCCUUCGCCUCCCCAGACCUGUUUGGUGCCGCCCGUGGGCCUUCGGACCUUCACUGCACAUGGCUGGUGGACACGCAGGACCCGAGGCGUGUGCUGCUGCAGCUGGAGCUACGACUGGGUUAUGAUGACUAUGUCCAGGUGUAUGAAGGCCUGGGCGAGCGUGGGGACCGUCUGCUGCAAACGCUUUCCUACCGCAGCAACCACCGGCCUGUGAGCCUGGAAGCAGCGCAGGGCCGCCUCACUGUGGCCUACCAUGCUCGCGCCCGCAGUGCUGGUCACGGCUUCAACGCCACAUACCAGGUGAAGGGCUACUGCCUCCCAUGGGAGCAGCCGUGUGGGAGCAGCAGCGAGGGAGAUGACGGCAGCACAGGGGAACAGGGCUGCUUCUCAGAGCCACAGCGCUGUGAUGGCUGGUGGCAUUGUGCGAGCGGCCGGGAUGAGCAGGGCUGUCCAGCAUGCCCUCCGGACCAGUAUCCCUGUGAGGGUGGUAGCGGCCUGUGCUAUGCACCUGCCGAUCGUUGCAACAACCAGAAAAGCUGCCCCGAUGGCGCCGAUGAAAAGAACUGCUUUUCCUGCCAGCCGGGCACCUUCCACUGUGGUACGAACCUGUGCAUCUUUGAGACAUGGCGCUGUGACGGUCAGGAGGACUGCCAAGAUGGCAGCGAUGAGCACGGCUGCCUGGCUGCCGUGCCCCGCAAGGUCAUCACCGCCGCCCUCAUUGGUAGCCUAGUAUGCGGACUGCUGCUUGUUAUUGCCCUAGGCUGUGCCUUCAAACUCUACUCCCUGCGCACGCAGGAGUACAGGUGGGCACCACGUGGUGGCCUGGCGCCCCGGUUCUUCCGUUUCCCUGGAGAAAAUCGCACUACAUUCCAGGCUAUGGGUUGGGUCAUCCCGAUACAGGAGGACUGUUUCUUUGUGUGCAUGGCCUUUGAGACCCAAAUGACACGUUUAGAGGCUGAGUUUGUGCGGCGCGAGGCGCCCCCAUCCUACGGUCAGCUCAUCGCACAGGGCCUCAUACCACCCGUUGAGGAUUUUCCUGUCUACAGUGCAUCCCAGGCUUCAGUGCUACAGAACCUUCGCACAGCCAUGCGACGACAGAUGCGUCGGCAUGCCUCCCGCAGGGGGCCAUCUCGUCGCAGACUGGGCCGCCUCUGGAACAGGCUCUUCCACCGGCCACGGGCACCUCGAGGCCAGAUCCCACUGCUGACUGCCGCCCGUACCUCACAGACCGUGCUGGGUGAUGGGCUCCUCCAGGCAGCACCAGGGCCUGUACCAGACCCCCCAGUGCCCAAUACAGACACAGGCAGCCCCAGGGAGGCUGGAGAUGGGCCUCCUAGUGGCUCUGGCCAUGCACCAGAAGUGGGGCCUUCAGUGCCGCCCCCGCCCUUGAACCUUCGAGACCCAGAGUACAGGCCAGAGGACAAGGAGAGAAAGGCCUGUGUGGACCCUCUGGAAGACAGUCCAGCCCCUGUGGACACACCUCCAGAGCCCUGCUUGGCCCAAGACCCCCACCCCCAGACUCCCACUGCCAGUGGCAUCCAAGAUCCCCACUCAGCAGAGCCACUGGGGGUCUGCAGGAGCCCUCCACCAACCUGCUCCCCAAUAUUGGAGGCUAGUGAUGAUGAGGCCCUGCUGGUCUGCUGACCCAUUGGACACACUGGUGACUGCCACAGCCCCGCUUUGGAACCAGGGAAUACACAGUCAUUUCUACCCUGCCUCUGCAUUCUUUCUUACAGAGACCCACCUAGCAGCUCCGGUGAAGGGCCUGGGCACUCAGUCAGUGGGCUACCUGUGCAGUCCUAUUGCUCUGAAGGGCAUUACUGUCAGGGGCUUCGGGGGUGGACCUGGGAAAGAGGGACCGACCACCUUUGAGAUCAGCAUGAGCAUAGCCCCUUGGAGUCUCACAGCAAAUUGCUCCCUGCUACACUAAUCUCGGGACUCAUUUCCAGAAAAGCAGGAGAGCCAGAACCAGGCUUUCCGGAAUGUUUUCUGUGGCUUCUCAGUUUAUCCACCCUGCAGUGGCACCAGCUGCUCAUCCUCAGACCUGUGCCAGGAGCUGUAGUUGAGGCCUAAAAAGGCCAUGAGAGGGGUAGGGUGGACCUCAUUCAUGGUGAGUACUAUAUUCAUCCUUCCCCACAGGGUCCCUAGGAAAGAUGGGCUAGUGGCUUCUGCCCCAGUCUCAUGCCUAUGGUGGCAGCAUAGGCCUGGCUAGGCUGGGUCAGUCCCCAAGUAUCAUGGGUAAGGCUAAAAGUAUGAGAUAGGAUGACCACAAGAGAGGCCAUUCUAUGCCUUCAAAGGAGACAGAAGCCAAGGUACUGGCUGACAAUGGAAAUAACCAUUCUGUCUUGCCUCAGAGUCUCAGUUUCCCCACCUGAAGAGAGGGCUGUGCUAUCAUAAGUAAUAGCAUUCACUCUGGUGAUUUAUGGGAAGGACAGUAGUUCCAGCUGGGGAAUUUCUGGGUUCUUCUGGAUGGCCAAGUUCAAGGUGGCGUGGAGGGUUAUGGAUGGAGCCUCAUUGUCUUCUAUGGGCCCCAUGGAGCCAGCCUCAGGUUCAACCAGCAAAACCCACUAGGGCUGAAAACCUCCUCCAUAGCACCUUCCCAGCUAGCAACCCAUAUACCGCGCUGAGGCAUGUCUCCAUGAACUCCCCUUACACACAGAACAACCAGCCCUGUUUAUUUACAGACUUUUCUGGAGAAGCUAGCAGGGCAUUGCUAAGGCAGGAAGCCCGACCCCAGUGGCCAGUCCCUUACAAUAGGCCUCUAAGGGUCGGGUCUCUUUUUUUGUGCAGAAAAAAAAAUUUUUGAAAACAAAACAGAACACAAACCCCUUCUCAAUAAACAACAUGUAAACAGAA
Rattus norvegicus (Norway rat) is the source of this 4113-nucleotide messenger RNA. NCBI's taxonomy places the organism in Eukaryota, Metazoa, Chordata, Mammalia, Rodentia, Muridae. The record is from RefSeq and is a predicted model, not a curated record.